UGUUUGCGCGAGACUGCUUCCUUCCUUCCUCCCUUGCCAGUCCGCCUGUCUUCCUCCCCCUCUUCCCAGCCCGGCCUCCCCCUCCUUCCCCCGCCGGUCCCCUCCCCGCAGGGAUAAUAUGGUCUCCGGCGAUGGACGCCCCAAGUGCAGGAUAUGCCUUUGAGUACCUUAUUGAAACAUUAAAUGACAAUUCAAGUAAGAAGUUCUUCAAUGUACCUAAACUUGGAGGCACCAAGUAUGAUGUUCUGCCUUACUCAAUACGGGUUCUGUUGGAAGCUGCUGUACGAAAUUGUGAUGGCUUUUUAAUGAAAAAAGAAGAUGUUAUGAACAUUUUAGACUGGAAAACCAAACAAAACAUUGUUGAAGUGCCCUUUUUCCCUGCCCGUGUUCUUCUUCAAGAUUUUACUGGAAUACCAGCAAUGGUGGAUUUUGCUGCUAUGAGGGAGGCAGUGAAAACUCUUGGAGGUGAUCCUAAAAAAGUCCAUCCUGCCUGUCCGACAGAUCUCACAGUUGACCAUUCUUUACAAAUUGACUUCAGUAAAUGUGCAAUACAGAAUGCGCCAAAUCCUGGAGGUGGUGACCUACAGAAAAUAGGAAAGCUUUCUCCACUUAAAAUGCAGCCUAAGAAGCUUCCCUGCAGAGGCCAGACUACCUGCCGAGGAUCCUGCGAUUCUGGAGAACUAGGCCGAAACUCAGGAACAUUUUCUUCACAGAUUGAGAAUACACCCAUCCUAUGUCCUUUUCAUUUGCAACCAGUGCCUGAACCUGAAACAGUAUUUAAAAAUCAAGAAGUAGAAUUUGGCAGAAAUCGAGAGAGGCUUCAGUUUUUCAAGUGGAGUUCAAGAGUUUUUAAGAAUGUGGCUGUCAUCCCUCCUGGAACUGGAAUGGCUCAUCAAGUAAACUUAGAAUAUUUGUCGAGAGUGGUAUUUGAAGAAAAGGAUCUCCUUUUCCCAGACAGUGUAGUUGGCACAGAUUCUCAUAUAACCAUGGUGAAUGGUUUGGGGAUUCUUGGGUGGGGAGUUGGAGGCAUUGAAACAGAAGCCGUUAUGCUUGGUUUGCCUGUUUCUCUUACUUUACCCGAGGUGGUUGGAUGUGAGUUAACUGGAUCAUCCAACCCUUUUGUUACAUCCAUAGAUGUUGUUCUUGGCAUUACAAAGCACCUCAGGCAAGUAGGAGUAGCUGGAAAGUUUGUUGAGUUUUUUGGAAGUGGAGUUUCACAAUUAUCGAUCGUAGAUCGAACUACAAUAGCCAACAUGUGUCCAGAAUAUGGUGCUAUCCUCAGCUUUUUCCCUGUUGACAAUGUGACAUUAAAACAUUUAGAACAUACAGGUUUUGACAAAGCCAAACUCAAGUCAAUGGAGACGUACCUUAAAGCUGUGAAAUUGUUUCAAAAUGACCAGAAUUCUUCAGAACCUGAAUAUUCCCAGGUGAUCCAGAUUAAUCUGAAUUCAAUAGUUCCAUCUGUCAGUGGUCCAAAAAGACCUCAGGAUAGAGUUGCUGUGACAGACAUGAAAAGUGAUUUUCAAGCUUGCUUAAAUGAAAAGGUUGGAUUUAAAGGCUUCCAAAUUGCAGCUGAAAAACAAAAUGAUACCGUCUCUAUUCAUUAUGAAGGAAGUGAAUAUAAGCUGUCUCAUGGAUCAGUGGUUAUUGCUGCAGUAAUCAGUUGUACCAAUAAUUGCAAUCCAUCUGUCAUGCUUGCUGCAGGUCUUUUGGCUAAAAAGGCUGUUGAAGCUGGUCUCUAUGUUAAACCUUAUAUUAGAACAAGUUUAUCUCCAGGCAGUGGGAUGGUUACACAUUACCUCAGUUCAAGUGGAGUAUUACCAUAUCUUAGUAAGCUUGGAUUUGAAAUAGUUGGCUAUGGUUGUUCGACAUGUGUGGGAAAUACAGCACCAUUAUCAGAAGUGGUUUUAAAUGCAGUAAAACAGGGAGAUUUGGUUACCUGUGGAGUUUUAUCUGGAAACAAAAAUUUUGAAGGUCGACUUUGUGAUUGUGUUCGUGCCAAUUAUCUUGCCUCUCCACCCUUGGUGGUGGCUUAUGCCAUAGCUGGCACAGUGAAUAUAGAUUUCCAAACAGAGCCUUUAGGUACUGACCCUACUGGCAAGAACAUUUAUCUACAUGACAUCUGGCCUAGUCGAGAAGAAGUUCAUCAGGUGGAGGAAGAACAUGUUAUAUUAUCCAUGUUUAAAGCACUAAAAGAGAAGAUAGAGAUAGGAAAUAAGCGGUGGAAUUUUUUAGAAGCACCAGACUCAGUUUUGUUUCCAUGGGACUUAAAGUCUACCUAUAUCAGAUGUCCUUCAUUUUUUGAUAAACUUACCAAAGAACCAGUUGCACUGCAGCCUAUUGAAAAUGCCCAUGUCUUAUUAUAUUUGGGAGAUGCUGUUACAACAGAUCAUAUAUCACCUGCUGGUAGUAUUGCUAGGAGUAGUGCUGCCGCUAAGUAUUUGACAAAUAGAGGCCUUACCCCUCGUGAAUUCAAUUCUUAUGGCGCCCGAAGAGGUAAUGAUGCUGUGAUGACAAGAGGCACUUUUGCAAAUAUCAAGCUUUUUAAUAAGUUUAUUGGAAAACCAGCUCCCAAAACAGUUCAUUUUCCAUCGGGACAAACGCUAGAUGUAUUUGAAGCUGCAGAGCUGUACCAGAAAGAAGGUAUCCCACUGAUUAUUUUAGCAGGAAAGAAGUAUGGUUCAGGAAAUUCAAGAGACUGGGCUGCCAAAGGACCAUAUUUACUGGGUGUGAAAGCUGUUUUGGCUGAAAGUUAUGAAAAAAUACACAAAGAUCAUUUGAUUGGAAUUGGCAUAGCUCCACUUCAGUUCCUUCCAGGAGAAAAUGCAGAUUCCUUGGGUCUCUCUGGCAGAGAAACAUUUUCUUUAACAUUUCCUGAAGAACUGUCUCCUGGAAUUACAUUAAACAUAAAGACAAGUACUGGAAAAGUAUUCAGCGUGAUUGCUUCCUUUGAAAAUGACGUGGAAAUAACAUUGUACAAACAUGGAGGAUUAUUAAACUUUGUGGCACGAAAAUUCUCAUAGUAUCUACUCACCGUGGAUGUCUUUGAUAACUGGUAACUGCAAACCUUUUGUGCUGGACCCAGGAAUCCUUGCCAUGGAGCUGCAGAUAGUCCCAGUAUACUCACUUAUUUCAUCCAUGGAUGUAAAUGAUUAUGAAUCAACGUAGUGACUGAAAUGAAAUCUUCUUGAUUUUAAAUAAUAUACGAAUGGUGCUAUUAACAUUGCUAAAAUCAAUGUGUGGAGUGUGUUGUGGAAGAGACCUGUAAGUAUGGGUUGGGGGGGGUGCGAAUAUUUUAUCUCAGACCAUUUUGUAAAUAAAGGCAGAAUUUGAACUUGUGUUAAAAGAUUCUUAUAUGAGUAAUUUCCUGAAGUUGUUUGUUUAGUUUUGCACCUAUAAAACUGUACUACUGUUUGUUGGUUUAAGAGUAGCAGAUUGAAAUGAGAGAAACCAAAGUAGACUCUAAAAUAGUGGAUAUUGGAAAUCUGAUUUAUUAAUGGACUUUUUAAGUAUAAUAAUUCCUUUUCAGAAUUGAGCUGGACACAAUUGGCAUUCCUACUUUGUAAUAUAAGCCAGGUUUAUCCUUUGUCUCAACAACAAGGAAUAGAACCUACCCCACAUGAAAUCAUUCUGUCCAGCCAAAGUUUCCUCCACAUCUGAAGAUGGACCAUUGCAGAAUAUAAAUGAUUAUAUGGCACACUGUAUUUACAGUGAAAAUAUGAAUUGUCUUGAUGCAGCCCUUAAUUUUUCAGUAAUUUGCCACUGUGCCCCUCCGGCAAGCCUCAGAUGACAUUACAUUAAUUGGAUGAGAUCAUUUUGCUCAUCUUAUGUGAUACUCUUACUUCUGUUACCUACUGUAGAUAUCACCAACUGACAUUCCACAUUCAUUUUAUGGAUGCUAAAGAGAACUUGAAUCAUUAAACUCUAGCUUGAUUUCCUCUAGACUUUUAAAUUAUCCACCCUAAAUUAUAUGGGUGCUCACCCCUAACCAUUUUUUAAAUGUUAAUACUUCUUAAUUUUUUAAGUUGACUUUCUGUCAUUUCAAAUUAUUAUUUACUUGGGAUGUAUGAUUCUAUUAAUUUUGUUAUGGUUUGUUUGGUUUUAACCAAAGUGGACCAUGAGGAUAAAACACUUAAGUUGUUGCUGUCUGAGUAUUAAAUAUUCUCAGUAUGCACGUUUACCAUAUCACAUCAAAUAUUCUGUCAACAAGGUUAUUUGGUAACUUUUAAAAAAAGGUUGGAUAAUUAUUUUCAGAAAAUCCUGCACCAUUUUUUAAAUUAAGAAAUUAAGCUUAGCAAAAAGUUAAUUGUAAUGUUUUUUUUUCACAUGAAGAUCUUUAUAUGACCUAGUUAAGUUGCAUUUCAGAAUUAGCUUAUGAUGCACAGAAUAAAACGUUACUGAUUUUAAGCUAUAAUGCUCAAACGAGUAGGUGAAGACCACUGAGAACUUUGCACAGAAUCAAUCAUACAGUCUUUUGAAAAUAUUUUGCAAAUAUAUAUUUAGUCAAUAAGUUGAGCUAGAUUUUGACAAAACAACUUCCCUUGUUUAUUUAAUUUUUUAUAAACAUUUUUCUUGGUAUUUUCAAAUCAUAUUGUGUUCUUGAUAUAUGCUAUAUAUGUCAGUGCAUGUGUUUUCGAUUUACCUAAAAACAUGAGUUAAGAAUGGAGAAUUUACAAGUUGAAUGUUAAAAUAUCUGUUACAUGCUUUGAACUAGUAAUUCCAGAUUGUGUGUGAGGGAAAAUAUAAAUUUUUAAGGCAUACUCUAUGGUCAAUGGGCAGAGUUAUGUAUAUCAUCAACAGCUGAUCCAAGAGUUGAUGAUAAAGCUAGCUGGCUAUUAAUUAAAACAUUGGCAUAUCCAGUCUACCUAGUCCAGUAAUGAUACAAGCAUAUCUUGUAUUUCAGGAACAAAAUGAAGCUUAACUCUUGCUUAUAUUCAAUAAACCAUAGGGCUUGAUAAGCAUGGUUUUAAGUUGGGGAGGAGUCAGAAAUACUAGCGUGGAUAUCUUAUAAUUCUGCCAUUAGCCAAAUGCUGCAAAAAUGUGGCAUCUAUUGGUUUUUAUUAUUUUAUGUACCUCUUUUGUUGACUAUAUAAGUAAUUUCAUGUUACCAAAAAAAUAUUGUGUAAAAGAAGUGUAAUAGGUGUACAAGAAAGCAAAUCAGUAUUACGUAAACUUAAGUACAAUUUCAAAAGUUAUUAACCAACAGCAGCAUUUUUUUUUUAAUCUUUAAAAACUUUAUGCUACAUACUAUCGCCAUUUUUAUACCUUUGGGUUUUGCUAGUCCUAUUAAAUGAGUGAAAGUGUCAUCCAGCCACUGAAUUGCCAUUGUUAUUUAUACUUAAAAGGUUCCCAGGGUGACAGUUGUUAUUAUAUCCUGUUUUAUCUUUAUGCUGACACUUGAAUGAGAGGUAGCAGAAACCCUUUCACCAAGUUACUUGGAUUUUCACUGGUAAUUGUACUAAACUCUAUAAAGCUAAGAGCUAAAUUGGAGUCAUGGGUAACAAUGUGUGCAUUUUGUCUUCACAGUGAUGAGUGACAGGAUGAGGAGAAAUUAUUUGACUGCCAUUUUUCUAUGGUUGAAUUAAAGGACACCCCCUUUUUUUUUUUUUUUUUUUUGCCUUUAGGUUUAGGAAAAGAUACUAGGAUACUGUAUGUUGUUGGCCUUAUCUUAGUUUGAUUUGGAGUAUAAAAAGUGGGGGGGAAGGGGAUGGACUUUGGCUUUCUUAGUGUUUUUUUGUUUUGAUUUUUUUCCCCCUAAAGUGUGACAGUGCUGAUGUUUCUAUCAAUUUUACACACAAUAUGUGGCUAUGGAACCAUAUAUCUCAUGUAUCUAUAAAUCAUUGUCUAUUAUUUAAAAGCCAACAAAACAGUAUAACAGUUUUAAGUUCAAUAAUGUUAAGUAUUGUAUAGAAAUAUAUUGGAGGCAAAGUUCAGUUGAUGACAAUUGUGUAUAUGUUACUGAUGCUGUAAAUUAUUUUUAAUAAAGAAAAUUGUAUUAUCACAUUUGACUCAUUAUAAA
Molecule: messenger RNA, 6019 nt
Organism: Marmota monax (woodchuck)
Lineage: Eukaryota; Metazoa; Chordata; Mammalia; Rodentia; Sciuridae
Gene: Ireb2
Product: iron responsive element binding protein 2
Exons: 22
Coding region: 132-3023 (963 amino acids)
Biological process (GO): citrate metabolic process; tricarboxylic acid cycle
Cellular component (GO): cytosol; mitochondrion
Molecular function (GO): iron-responsive element binding; 4 iron, 4 sulfur cluster binding; aconitate hydratase activity
Source: RefSeq, a predicted model, not a curated record